Tuber melanosporum (Perigord truffle) is the source of this 1434-nucleotide messenger RNA. RefSeq lists its product as uncharacterized. Bases 465 to 983 code for a protein of 172 amino acids. The transcript is spliced from 5 exons. The record is from RefSeq and is a predicted model, not a curated record. NCBI's taxonomy places the organism in Eukaryota, Fungi, Ascomycota, Pezizomycetes, Pezizales, Tuberaceae.
CGCCUAGGGCAUUCAGACCGGAUCCUCCCCAUUCCAUUCUCUCUGCCUUUCCUUUCUAUCCCGGACCAAGCUACCAUAUUCCCUUAUCCAAGUUAGAAGGGGACCGUCACCUCUCCACUGUACUUAGCCUACUCUACGAGUACCGGUACUGCCUUUACUGCCCACAAUAACUUUUUUGCACCCUCAGCAUCAUCAGAGCCGUCCCUCCCCGAUAUCGCCCACCCAUCCAUCUUCUCUCCUCUUUCCUCUUCCUCUUCCUUCUUCCCACUUAAAUCUCACAGCUCUCCCUUUCCUUCCUUUAUCUCUCUCCUCUUCCCGAUUCUUCUCAUCUCCCUCCAUUCUCAUUAUACGCGCUCCCGUUGGAACUUACCCUUCCGCUGAAGCCUAAUUCUGCAACUUUACCGUUACCCAUCAUCCCCCACUCCUGUGUCUGGCUCCCCCUUCUUACGACAACCAUAUUCGACAUGUCUUUCCAAGAUAAGGCCCAAAAUCUCGUCUCUCAGCUCGAUAAAGAGCUCUCGAAAUACCCUGCUCUUAACAAUCUCGAGAAACAAACCGGUGCUCCUAAAGUAUAUGUUGUCCUCGGACUUGGAUUCGUAUACUUUUUUAUGAUCUUCAUCAACUAUGGCGGCCAACUCUUGACAAAUCUCGCCGGGUUCCUCAUUCCCGGUUAUUACUCACUCAACGCACUCUUCACCCUCACCAAGGUUGACGAUACACAAUGGCUUACUUACUGGGUUGUAUUUGCAUUAUUCAGUGUGAUUGAGUCUGCUAUCUCUGUUACCUACUGGCUACCAUUCUAUUACGUCUUCAAGUUUGCUUGUAUAAUGUGGCUUGGUCUCCCUCAAUUCGGUGGUGCUCAACUUAUCUUCCGUUCAUUCCUCCAGCCUAUCUUUGCCAAGCAAUUUACUGGCCGUGCCAACGCUGCAUCCUCUAACCUCCGUGCAAAGGCUGAUGUUAUCUCUGCUGAUAAGACGUUGUAAAAGGCCAAACGAUACGAUGCUCACUCUAAUGCAACGCAAGGCUGCCGGUAUGACGCAUGCGCACGAAGACACGAUGGCCAGCCACUGGGUUUAUAUUUUUAUUGGGUUUAUUCUCUUUUAGUCAAAAGUCAACGUAGGCAAAAAUGGGAUCAAUGAGCGGUUAAUGAUCUUUUUUUCCUUUUUUUCCCCCUCGCUUCAAGGGUCUAUUUCCUUGGUAUCUUAUUUCUUUCUCUUCCUUUCUUUUCCUUCCCCACCCUCCCUUUUUUUUUUUUUUUUUGUAGAGUCCGGCUUUGUUCUAUAGUCUAGGGUUCCCUUGGUUCCAUUUGCGCGCUUGGCCCUUUUUUGUAGGGAGAUAAUGCAGCCGACUUCUUUGAAAAGAAAGACAGCCUGGGGAAACGAUUUCUCUGAAUUGAGAGGAACGGAGAGAGAAAGGAAAGCCUUGCAUUUGCAA